GGACAGUAAUAUAACGUAAGCAACGACAUAGUGCGCUGCGAAUUAACAUGAGUUCCCUGAGGGUGAUUUCUGACACAGAAAGUCCUGAGAUGAAGAAUAUAAGCAGCAAUUUACCUCCAACCUGGGAAAUGUGGAUUUGGAGCACGUCAUUUCUGAUGGGAAGCUUAGCCACUUUAGUAGCAAAUCUGAUCACGUUUCAAGUCUUCUGGAAUCAAAGAAGAAAUUUAAGGCAGACUAGCUUUGUAUUAGUCAACUUGGCCUUGGCUGACCUCAGCGUGGGUUUGUCAGAGGGAUGUUUUGCUGUGGAGAACUUGCUGUCAAGUUACAUGGGAAAAAAGCCCACUGAAAUAGGAUGUUUAGCUGUUGACGUUUUCUCAGAAGGCGCUUCUUUGACCUUCCUGGGUCUUAUGUCGCUAGAGAGAAUGCAUGCUGUGUUUUGGCCUCUCCGACAUCGCAUGACCAGACCUCGCAGUUAUAUUUAUGCUAUCUGUACAUUAUGGUUCUUUACCACCAUGACGACCGUCCUGUUCAUUUUAUCUUACGUAGGACUUGUUAACCAGAUAAUAACGAUUGGUCUAUUUGUGUUUAUAAUGGCUGUUAUUCCCAUUAGCAUCUGUGUUGUUUACUCAAGAAUCUGGCUUCAUUUGCGACACAUAAAGAAGCAAAGCUUAAGAAAACACCGCAGCCCGAAAACAAACAAGCUGACCAAGACUUUGUUGAUUGCUUCUUUUCUUUCAUUGGCUGCAUGGCUUCCUUUAGGCGUUGCGUUACUGGUUAAGUUCCUUUGUGUCGGCUGCUUGUCGUCAGUGAAUGUGACUCGAUUGGUUUACGGAGGGAGAAUCCUUCAGUAUGGCAACUCCCUUUUGAACCCAGUUGUUUAUAGCUUACGGAUCCCCGAGUUUAAAGACAAGAUAAUUCAGCUAUUUUGUAAGCAGCGUCGCCGGAAAUUACGACGAACUGCUCCAGAAACGGCAUGCCAGGUGCACGCGUUAAGAUCAGCAACUCCAGUGUUACUUUCGUUUACAUCGUCAAACUCACCACUGCAUCUAGAACGGUCAGGAGUAGAAACAUGCUUCACGAUGACAAGUAAUUUAUAA
Messenger RNA from Pocillopora verrucosa, 1097 nucleotides. Lineage: Eukaryota; Metazoa; Cnidaria; Anthozoa; Scleractinia; Pocilloporidae. The record is from RefSeq and is a predicted model, not a curated record.